GGGAAGCCCUCUUUACCAAACACGAAUACUUUUGAGGUCGAAGACUUUUCUUUUCUUUCCUUGAAAUUUGAGUCAAAUAUGCGGACUGAGUAAACUCCGCGUGACCCCAUAUCUGACAUCUCUUUCAUCUUAAAAAAUGAAGAAAUCAAUGAAAUAGUACCUUCCCGUUAGCUACUUUAAAAACCCUGGUUUCUGAAACAAUUCUGAAAGCGUAAACAACAUGCAGAUCGCCUAUUCACAUUUGUUUUGUGUUGUGCUCUUAUUAUGUAUUGUUCGCAACGCAGCGCAAGUAUGCGAUAGCAAUAGCAAUACCAGCACUAAAUUCCAGAGUAAUUUGAACAUGCUUCUUAAUAAUCUUGUGAACAAUAUAGCAUCAUCAAAUGGUUUCAAUAUAUCUGCGUACGGACAAAAUCCAGACAGAGUUUAUGGUCUCGUCCAAUGUUUUGGAAGCGCAACCGUGGAGGAAUGCUUCAAAUGUUCGCAAGAAAUAGCAAACCUAACUCGCCAGAAGUGUCGAAAUGCCACAGGCGCUAAUCUUUUGCGGGACAUGUGCUUCAUACGCUACGACAACUAUUCCUUCUUUGGGAAACUAGAUAUAGAAACAACGUCAAUUUACAGUGCGGUUGAGAUCACCUAUAAGCCUGAUGUGUUUCGUACUACAGUUACAGAUCUUUUCAAAAAUCUGUCAGAUGGCGCCCUUCAAUCCCCAAUUCGAUACUCUUCUAUAUAUACGGUCACCUCCACAAAUUAUCCCUUACACGGUCUGGUUCGGUGUUUUAGGGAUUUAACUUCUGUUGAUGACUGCAAAAAGUGCUUAACAAAUGCAAUUAGUACUCUGUUAUCUCUGACCUUUGGGGGCAAUAAAACUUUAAUUGGAGGAUCGACCUGGUCCGGAAGUUGCUUUGCUCGAUACGAACCUUCCCGUUUCUUUAAUCCUGCCCCUCAGCAGCCACUGUUAUCACUUCCAACAGCGAAGAAGUCUCCAAACAAAAUAGGUAUAGUUUUGGGUGUCGCCGGCGGCUUGUUGGCGAUGUUACUGUUCUGCCUAUAUGCAGUCCGGAGAAAAUUCAAGUCUGCACGAUUAUGGAUGGCAGCCCACUUAAGGAGAGCGAAUCUUGAUAUAGAGAUAGACCAGAAGCAUGUGAUACUUUUUAAUUUGGAAAAUAUCAAAACUGCAACUAGAAGUUUCCAUGAAGAUAACAAGCUUGGAGAGGGAGGAUUUGGCUCUGUAUACAAGGGUACAAUGCCAAAUGGAGUACAAAUUGCAGUAAAGAAACUCUCCGUACAAUCAUUGCAAGGAAAAGAGCAGUUUCUAAACGAGGUUAAGCUGGUAGCUAAAAUUCAACAUCGUAACCUUGUGAAGCUACUUGGAUGCUGCGCAGAGGGAUCAGAACGGCUACUUGUUUACGAGCUCUUGGCUAAUAAGAGCCUUGACAAAAUGCUAUUUCAUCCGCAACGAAGCAAAGAGCUUGAUUGGCCUAAGCGUUUGAAUAUCAUACUUGGAGUAGCCCGUGGGCUUCUAUAUUUGCAUCAAGAUUCUCAUCUACGAAUUAUCCAUCGGGAUAUCAAAACAAGCAAUAUUUUGCUUGAUGAGAAACUGGAGCCAAAGAUAUCAGAUUUUGGUUUAGCAAGAUUAAUUCAUCAAGAUGAGAGUCAUGUUGAGACAAGGCUUGUUGGAACAUUUGGUUAUAUGGCACCAGAAUAUGUUAUGUUAGGACAACUAUCCUCUAAAGUCGAUGUGUAUAGCUUUGGGGUUGUCAUUUUGGAAAUUAUAUGUGGAAGAAAGAAUAUUGACAAAAGAUUGUCACAAGAAUUUCAAAGCUUGAUAGAAUGGGUGUGGAGAUCUUACAAGCGAGGAAAUAUUAUGGAUGUGAUUGACAAAGAAAUGAUAGAAAGCUUCUCUAGUGAACAAGUUUUAAGAUGUAUUCAUGUGGGUCUUUUGUGUACACAAGAAGAUGCAUUAGUUCGACCACCAAUGACUAGUGUGCAUGCAAUGCUUUUGAACUCUUCAGCAAUACAAAAUCCCACAAAUCCUGCUUAUAUCAAUGUUGUAGAAGAAGAUGUUUCAUUGCCUAUAUCUACAUCAACAUAUAGAACUACAAUCAUAACUUCAACUGAUUCAUCACCAACUCGCGUGAUCUACCCAUCUAUUAAUAAUGUAACAAUAACAGAUUUGGAUUCUAGAUAACAUCAUUUAUUCAACAUACUUAAGCAUAAUAAUCAGAGAUUUUUGUAGUGUUA
Messenger RNA from Cryptomeria japonica (Japanese cedar), 2241 nucleotides. RefSeq names its product cysteine-rich receptor-like protein kinase 44. The record is from RefSeq and is a predicted model, not a curated record. Gene Ontology annotation, molecular function: ATP binding; protein kinase activity. The transcript is spliced from 7 exons. Bases 221 to 2188 code for a protein of 655 amino acids. Gene Ontology annotation, biological process: protein phosphorylation. NCBI's taxonomy places the organism in Eukaryota, Viridiplantae, Streptophyta, Pinopsida, Cupressales, Cupressaceae.